Acaromyces ingoldii is the source of this 3802-nucleotide messenger RNA. RefSeq lists its product as hypothetical. The record is from RefSeq and is a predicted model, not a curated record. Gene Ontology annotation, molecular function: metal ion binding. Bases 177 to 3704 code for a protein of 1175 amino acids. Lineage: Eukaryota; Fungi; Basidiomycota; Exobasidiomycetes; Exobasidiales; Cryptobasidiaceae. The transcript is spliced from 3 exons.
UUCACCCUGCAAGAGCUAUAUGGAUCCGUCGUUCGCGUAGUGCCGCGACGGUGGGCACGUUGUCGACUUGGUCGCCACCACUACUGUGAACUCUCGAAACAGCGAAUCACUCGUUCGCUCCAAACCCCGACUCCCUUGCCUCUCAACACUCUUACUACCUCCAUGAACUUGACAUCAUGACGUUGACACGAAACCGAACCCAUUCAAAGGCCUACUUAGAAGCCCUACUCCAGCCUUCACCAUCGGCCAUUGCUGGUCGACCUCAUCUGCAGCGCACGCCAAGCACCACAGGCUUCAGUGGUGCGGUGGCAGCAUCGGGUGUCGACGCGUAUAAACCAGUCAGGAGCAGCGGUCUUGCUGCAAGCAGCGGCACGGGCACUGACGCCGAUGUAGACAACGAUGACGACCUCAAUCUCGACCUCGUACUUGACGAGGGCAGAUCACUCCACCAAGGCUUAUCAGCGGCCCAGGAGGGCAACAGCAGUGGAAUUUUCAAGCACCAGGACCAAGAACGCGAAGAGGAGAUAUCCAGAUAUCCCCCCAGCGAAGCCGAUUCGACCGAUGAGCCAUCUGUGCACCUAAGGAUCUCCACUGUCAACAGCUUCAGCAGGAGGUCCUCGACCGCUGGAAGCGAUGGUGUCGGCGGAGGUGACAAAGAAAGCGUGCGGGUGAUUCUCGCCCUCCUCGAUGAUGAGUCUCUCGACGACGAAGAACGGAUCGAGUCGGUGCGAACGGAGCUCGCAACCAAGCUCAAGGCAGUCGAAGGUGCCGACGUGAGUACGGGUCGGCUUGACGACAUCGUUCUGGCGCUGCUCCAUCGCCAUCGUGAGGAUGUCAAGCCUACCGGGGCCUCCUUUGUCUCCCUUUCGUCACCCUCGCCCUCGCCCUUUCCUGCUUCUCCUCGCUCGCGACCGAGGCCAGCCAGCAUUCGUUCGGUGUCUGGUGCCAACAUGGGUCUCAAUGCAGGCCGUCCAUGGGGCCCUGUCACUCCCACCAGCACCACUGCCCCGGGCCAGGACCCGCCUUCGCGCCCAUCGAGUCCACAAUCUCAGACGACCAGUAGCAAUUACAACCCAAACGUCGGAGUGAUAGGUACGCCUAGCCCCAAGGCAUCACCCAGCCUGUGGCACCGCACCGUUGCAGCAGCCAGCGGUGGUGGUGGCAGCAGCAGCGGUAUCACCGGCACUGCCCUGGGUAAUGGAGCCUCCUCCAAGGGAACAGCGAAUAAUCCAUGGAGCUCGAGUCCGUCGAGCUCAGCAACAUCGCCUUUUGCGGCUGCGUUUGGCAGCAAUGCCACCAGCCUCUUUUCCAAUCCUUCGACGAUGGCUCCCCUCUCUUCCCCCAAGAUGACGCCGGCCAUGUCGCGUGCAGUGGGCUCAGUCAUCAGCCGGCCGGGCUCGCCAUCGAUGACAGGAUCACCGAGGCUCAACGUCGGCGCGAGCGAAUUCAAGCCUCGAACACCGCAGGCUGUCCAUGCAACCCCCACCAAGAGGCCCUCUUCGCCUUACUCAUCUGCCCAGCAGCUGCCGUGGGCGACCGCCGAUACGGAAGGCAUCGCUUCGUCUUCGACGGCCGGCGCGCAGUCCGAUGAAGAUUCCGACCAUGACGAGUUUUCGCCCUUUGCUGCAGCCGCUGCUUCGUCGUCGUCGUCGUCGUCAUCUGCAACUACCAGCGGCGGCGGUGGCGGUGCUGUCGCGGUGCCUGUGCCCUUCAGUAGCGGCAAUGGCGGCCGUAGAGCGAUGGCACGUGGCCGUCCCAACAGCAUGCAGACAGCUUCCACCUCCUCGGUCCAGAGUCUCACGACUGCAGAGAGCUUUGGGGCGCCCGGUGAACAUCCUCCGAGCAACACGAGUGGUUCAUGGUACAGCUCUGCGAGCACCUCGCUGGGCUCGUCGGACGAACAGCGUCCAAAGCUUAAUGCUGCCACGUCGGAAGAAGAGUUCGAAGGGAUCACCAUGACGCCCUUUGAUGUUCUCUCGAGCAUCCUCACUCAGAGCGGCUCAUCGCAGGGCAUCUCUUGGACCGCCGAACAGAUCGAAGAGGCCCUGGCAAGUAGCAACUGGGACAUUGACGCAACCCUCAAGGCCAUCAUGGACGGUGGAGGCAUGCCUCUGGCCUCGGCUCCGGCACCCGCGCUGUCUUCGUCGGCCAGCAGCUCCACCGGUCUGGGAAAGACGCCACCAACCGGACCUCGAAGUCCCGCCGGCGGACAGCGUUUCGCUGGCGGCACCCCAGGCCGAUCCGGUGUCUCGGUCGUCCCCCGCGAAGCUCUGGCUGCUCAGAAGGCGAUGCCACCCUCUGGACCCCGAUCUUCAUCAUCCGCCCCUUGGGCCACCGGGAGCAAUGCCCCACCGCCGCCGCCGCGCGCGGGUCCCCUGUCAGGACCCGCACAGCUGGGAGCGGGCCGCGUCUGCCGGUACUUUCUCGCAGGCGAAUGCCGCAGAGCAGACUGUCGCUUCUCCCACGACCUCAAUCGGGCCCUCUGCCGCUUCUGGCUGCGAGGCCAGUGCCUCAACGGCGAUGGCUGCUCGUUUCUCCACGACAUCUCCGUCGUCGAUGCCCUAGCCUCGGGCGUGUCCAAUCUCUCGGCAGGGAACGGCGCCCCCAAUCCAUCGCCAGCGUCAAGCAGCGUCGAGCCCGAGACGCCGCCCAACGAAGACUUCCCCGAGCUGGGACUGUCGGCGGCGCCGCUGGGCCCAAAGGCACAGCGCAAUAAAGCUUCGUCGAGCGGUCAGGUGCCAGGCCAGGAUCCCAGUCGGUCCAGAUGGGCGGCUGCGCUGCGAGGAAAAGCGCCCACGCCCCUUGCUCUUUACCAGCAGGGCGAGGCAGCCACCUCGGUGGGCAAAUCUACCGCCACCAACCGACCUCCACCGCUGGGUCCAAGGGCAACCUCUUCUUCGUCUUCGUCCAGCCCCUUCAGUACCAGGCUGCCGUUGAGGCCCUGCGCGCUUCUUCCGACACUGGCAACCGGUAAAGCUGCUUCGCAGGCCUAUCACACGUACCGUGAGAAUGCGCUGUCGCUCUCUGAUCGUCGCAAUCGGUGUCUGGCCAGGGCGGCCGAAGCAUGGCGACGAGGGGAUGGAGCGGGAGCACGCAAGUGGAGCAACGAGGGCCAGACGCUCAAUCGAUCGAUUCAAGAGGAAGGAACACGAGCGGCCAUGAUGAUGCUCAAGGAGAGGCACGAGGAGCUGCGCGAAAGAAUGGUUACCGAGGGCGCUUCCUCGACGACGGGCGCUUCUUCUGCGCUGGCCGAGAGAGCUGCCCAGGAGGAAGGUAGUGCGAGGGGUAUGAGGGGCAAGGCAAUUGGCAACGGUCUCGGUAUCUGCCUCGGUGUUGUCCCCAGGUCGUACUACAGCAACGCCAAGAAGGGCCCCGCUGCGACGGCGGCGGCGGCAUCGACGUCCCUCACGAUGGAAGAGAGAACCGAAGUACUGAUGGACCUACACGGCUUGCACGCACACGAAGCGACAGAGCUCGUUGAGGACUUUCUCGUUUCGCUGGAGCGCGAACAAUUUAGAGGCCUGGCCUUUUUGGCCUGCGGGGUGGGAAAGCAUACGGGUGCCGGCGGGAACGCCGACGUUGGAGGGCAGGAUCGGAGGAGGGUGGGAUUGGCGGGAGCGGUGAAGGCCUUCUUGGCUAGUUGGAACUACCCUCACAUCGAGCACGAAGGAGUCAUCACCGUUGAUCCCCUCACGCAUCUAUAAAGAAGACGAAAGAAGGAGAGGGAAGUAAAGAAGAUAAAAGACAGACUGGACCUUGUACUUUUAGCGAUAGUCGCCGCGAGCCCCUGUAGACAGAGCAU